AAGGUAUUGGGAUUGACGAAUAUGUUGUCACAUUUCUUGCAACAAAAAGAUCAGAACAUUCUUGAGGCUGUGAGCUUGAUUAAAAGCACUAAAGAGAAGUUCCAAGAUUUGAGAGAAAGUGGAUGGGAAGAGCUAUUAGAAGAUGUCAGUAAAUUUUGUGUGAAGAAUAAAAUUGACAUUCUAAACAUGGAAGAUACAACUCAUCGUUCUAGACGCGUUCGCCAUCCGGUAACAAAUUAUCAUCACUUUCGAGCUGAUAUUUUUUAUCAGGUUAUAGACCAGGUCAAUCUGGAAAUGGAGAAUCGCUUUAGUGAGUCAAAUACAGAUUUACUCGCUUGUUUAGCUUGCCUUGAUCCUAAAGAUAAAUUUUCCAAUUUCUGUGAGUCAAAGCUAUUCAGUCUUGCGGAGUUAUAUUCAUCUGAUUUUUCAGCUGUUGAGCAAAUGGAGCUUAAAGAACAACUCCAAGUUUGGAUAU
Molecule: messenger RNA, 475 nt
Organism: Cuscuta europaea
Lineage: Eukaryota; Viridiplantae; Streptophyta; Magnoliopsida; Solanales; Convolvulaceae
Source: the annotation of a GenBank genome assembly